AUGUGUUCGCUCAGUGUCUACUCAUUGUUCUGCAUAUUGGCCGUGAUUUCAGCUCAGUUAGUUUCACCCACAAAUGAUAACGGUGGUGGAAAACAACCUGAAAGCCAACCAAUUUUACGUACAAAGCGACAGUUCGGCUACGGUGGAUGGGGAGGAGGAUGGGGCCGUCCAUGGGGCGGUGGAUGGCGUCGUCCAUGGGGCGGUGGAUAUAGUGGAACAUGGGAUGGUGGGUUCGGCGGACCAUGGGGUGGCGGGUACGGUGUACCAUGGGGUGGAUAUUAA
Molecule: messenger RNA, 282 nt
Organism: Angiostrongylus costaricensis
Lineage: Eukaryota; Metazoa; Nematoda; Chromadorea; Rhabditida; Metastrongylidae
Source: the annotation of a GenBank genome assembly